CUUUACCAAAACUCUUCCUUCUCUUUCCCUUCAUUUCAAAUCUAGGGUUUUCCAUUUUUGUUUUUUAUUUUCUUCCUGAUGUUCUUGAUCACUGUUCAACAACUGUUAGGCUUUAACCUGUUAAGCCUUGAUUUGAGGGACCUCUUAGCUUCAGACUUUCUACAUUCUUCUCAGUAAGCUCUGCUGCGUGUUUUUUCUAGUGAUAUCCUUCAUACUUUGACAUUAAUUUCUUACGCCCUUUUCUUUUUCUUGUAGAGUGGAGGCUUCAAGAUUUCAUUUUUCUAUGUUUUUUUUUUACUGUUUUAAGAAAAACCCAAGUUAAACCCUUGCCAAGAAAUCUCUUUUAAGUUAUUAGUUUGGGUUUUUUUUGGUGUAUUUGGUUUCUUGUUUAGAUAAUUUUACUCUCUUUCUUGGUGGGUAGGUUGUUAAAUUCAGGCUAGAGGAGUUUUGAACCCAUAUAUAUUUUAUAUUUUGGCAAAAAAUAUUAUAGUUUUGUGUGUGUGGAGAAUUUACUGAGUAAAUGCAUGGAUGGAACACCACCUUACUACCUCAACAGAGGGGUUAGUGGGUCUGGUUCUGCGUCUGGACCUUCUGGUUCUGUUCCUGCUUCUGGAUCUGGGACACAGACUGGUUUACCAGCCCCACCAGGCUUCAAAACCUCUUCAAACCCUAACAUUUCAUUUCAGUCCAAUGUGGGUUCCACAUACCAAGUAGAAAACCCAUCACCCAGUUUUCCUCAUGGCAUUGCCAUGGGUGUGGCCCCCAGUGGUGUGUCACCGGGCGAUACUGGAAAGAAGAAAAGAGGGAGGCCUCGAAAAUAUGGUCCAGACAGUGCCAACAUGUCUCUGUUACUGUCUCCGAUGUCGUCCACGCCUUCUCCAGGGUCGCUAACCCCCAGACGUGGUAGAGGGCGGCCACCUGGGAGUGGGAGAAAGCAACAAUUAGCUUCUCUUGGUGAAUGGAUGAACACUUCUGCAGGAUUGGCUUUUACACCUCAUGUCAUACAUAUUGGAGCAGGAGAGGACAUUGCGAUGAAGGUGCUUUCAUUUGCACAACACAGGCCGAGGGCUCUAUGUAUCUUGUCAGCUAAUGGCACAGUUUCGGCAGUACAACUAUGUCAGCCUUCUGGCGGCACGGUGACUUAUGAGGGCCGUUUUGAGAUACUCUGCUUGUCAGGAUCUUACCUGCUUGCUGAAAAUGGUGGCCCCCGCAACCGGACUGGUGGUUUAAGUAUCUCUAUUUGUAGUCCUGAUGGCCACAUCAUUGGAGGUGCAAUAGGUGGUAAGCUUGUUGCAGCAAGCCCAGCUCAGGUGGUUGUAUGCAGUUUUGUUUAUGGUGGUUCUAAGACAAAGAACAAAACGGAGGCUGGUCCCAAUGGUGACAAUUCUACUGCUCAGUCUGGUGAAAAUUCAUCUGCACCUAAUGCAGCCCCUGGUCAUAAUCUCAGUCCAAAUUCUGCUACGAAUGAUUGGCCUCCAAAGUCACGGUUAGAUCUGACAAAUCCUCAUGCAGAAAUUGACCUGACUCGCGGAUGACACAAUUUGCUGCAAUAGAUACAAACAUGGUGACUUUGUAUAUAAGUGGUGUUGUAAAUGAACUGUGCAACUCGCCUUGUCUACCCACCCGUGGAUGAUGGAUUGUGCUAACCUAUUCCGUAACAAAUGUCACAGUCUAGGUUCUUAAGUAACCAUUUUAGAGAAAUCUAGUGGUUGGAGCUCAACUGUACUGUUCUGUUUGUAGCAAGUAGGAGUAUUGUCAUCAGAUUGAACUGAGUUUUCUUAGCGAACUAAGAAGAGUGAUGGUUCUUUGGGCCUUAAUUCUGUUGUAACCAACUACCAACAUACUCUUUCGGUUUAUGUGAUCGUGGCUAAUGCAUUUAAGACUUACAUCCUUCAAAAUUUCUUG
Messenger RNA from Ilex paraguariensis (yerba mate), 1905 nucleotides. The record is from the annotation of a GenBank genome assembly. NCBI's taxonomy places the organism in Eukaryota, Viridiplantae, Streptophyta, Magnoliopsida, Aquifoliales, Aquifoliaceae.